AUGGGUGUCCCCAAGUUCUUUAGAUGGCUCUCCGAGCGAUAUCCCGCCAUCUCCCAGCUCAUCGCAGAGAACCGAAUACCCGAGUUCGACUGCCUUUACCUCGAUAUGAAUGGUAUCAUUCAUAACUGUACCCACAAGGAUGCAGGCGAGGAUGUGUCCUUCCGGCUGAGCGAAGAAGAAAUGUUUAUUCGUAUAUUCAAUUACAUCGAACAUUUAUUCGGGAAGAUUAAGCCCAAACAGCUGUUCUUCAUGGCCAUCGAUGGUGUUGCGCCUCGAGCUAAGAUGAACCAGCAACGUUCUCGACGUUUCCGGACGGCUCUCGACGCUGAAAAGGCUCGUGACAAAGCCAUCAAAGACGGCAUCGAGAUGCCCAAAGAGGAACCCUUCGAUAGCAAUUGCAUUACACCAGGUACCGCUUUUAUGGCAAAGCUAUCCCAACAGUUGAGAUACUUUGUCAACAAGAAGGUGUCUGAAGACACUGACUGGCAAGGAUGCGAAAUUGUGCUGUCCGGCCACGAGGUCCCCGGUGAGGGAGAACACAAAAUCAUGGAGUACAUUCGAAACGCCAAGGCUCAGCCUAACUACAACCACAACGUGAGACAUUGUCUUUAUGGUCUCGAUGCAGAUUUGAUCAUGCUUGGCCUGCUCAGCCAUGAUCCCCAUUUUUGUCUUCUUCGAGAGGAGGUUACCUUUGGGCGGGCUUCCAAAACCAAGUCCAAAGAGCUUGAGCACCAAAACUUUUAUCUGCUUCAUCUCUGUAUCGUCAGAGAGUAUCUUGAGAUGGAGUUUCAGGAGCUUCAAGAAGAAGGAACUCUCAGCUUCCCAUUUGAUCUUGAAAGAGUCAUUGAUGACUUCAUUUUGAUGGCGUUCUUUGUCGGAAACGAUUUCUUACCUAAUUUGCCCAGCUUGCACAUCAAUGAGGGUGCGCUAGCCAACAUGUUCAGGAUUUACAAAUCCAUCCUUCCUAAGUGCGAUGGAUAUAUCAACGAGAAUGGAGUUAUCAACAUGGAGCGACUCCAGCGCCUUCUUGGCGAACUUUCCAAUACAGAAAUCAGCGCCUUCGAGAACGAUGUAUCGGAUGAAAAAUGGUUCGCGUCGAAACAGAUGGAAAAAACCCUUGAAAGCAGAAAUGCCGAAGCAAAGGCGCCCAAAGGAGGUCAACUUGUACUCACUCCAGCCCAACGCGAUUUGUGGAAGCAAAAAAUCAAGCCCUACAUCUCAAAGCGCUCCAAACAACCUUUGGACCUCGGCACUGGUCUCAAGGCUACGGACCGCAAGUUUGUUCAGGAUUUGGCCGAUUCUAUGCACCUUCAAUGGUCCACCAAGGAGGAUGAUGAGGGUCACCGCCAUCUGAUUGUCUCGUUCCCACCUAAGGAUAACGACGAGGACGACGAUGAUGAGGAAGAGGAAGGCAACCUAGCUGCCUAUCGAGUAAUGAAAACUUACGACAAGGCCCUGGUGAUCGACCUGACCGCUGAGGAUGCCCAGAAAAACUAUGAGAAGCUCUACCAAGACAAAUACCAGGGUUGGAAGACAAAGUACUACCUGCAGAAAUUUGAGGAGUGGGCUCCCGACAAUUACGACAAGGAACUUACAUCAUUGUGUGAGAACUACGUUCAAGGUCUACAAUGGGUCUUGUACUACUACUAUCGAGGAAUUGCGUCGUGGCCCUGGUUCUACGGAUACCACUACGCGCCUCUUAUUUCAGAUGUUGUCAAGGGUGUUGGUGCAGAUCUCAACUUCAAGAAGGGUCAGCCUUUCUUGCCAUACGAACAGCUUAUGGGUGUUUUGCCAGACCGAAGUAAGAAGAUCGUGCCCACGGUUUACCAUGACCUCAUGACGAAUCCGGAUUCUCCUAUCAUCGAUUUCUACCCUCGAGAUUUCGAGCUAGAUAUGAACGGGAAGAAGAUGGACUGGGAAGCAGUCAUCAAAAUUCCUUUCAUCGACGAGAAGCGCUUGUUGACAGCUAUGGCACCCAAGAACGAGCUAUUGGAACCCGAGGAAAAGGCUCGCAACGGCUUUGGUGUCCCUCUCAAGUUCACAUUCUCGCCAGAGGUCGAUUUCGUUUACCCUUCACCCCUGCCCGGUGUUUUCCCUGAAAUUCAGAACUGUCGCUGUAUUGAAAACAUCUUCGACCUACCUGAUGUGGAGGGACUUGAUUUCUUGUCCGGUUUGACUAGUGGUGCCUUAUUGAACGGUGAUGCUCUGGCGGGCUUUCCCACACUUCAUACUCUGCCGUAUACUGCCCAGCUUGUUGAAGGUUAUGGCGUUAAUGUGUUCCAGACAGACAGUAGGAACCCGAGUAUCUGUGUUACCUUGACUGGAACAGAAAACCGUACCAAGAUGGAAACUUGGAAGGCGAAACUCGGCCAGCGAUGCUAUGUCGGAUAUCCCUUCCUUCAGGAGGCCAAGGUUAUCAAAGUCCAGGACGAACUCUUCAGUUAUGAACUGGCGGACAACGGCAAAGACAUCGUGACGAGGGACCACAACAACAGAGAGGCUGCUGACUGGGCCAGAGAGGCCGACCACCUUGAGAACUGGCAUGCUAAACGUUUGGCAAUUACUAUCGGCCAGGUUGAGUGCUUGGUAUAUGUCCAUAUGCUCAAGGGCCUCAACCGUACGGAGGAGGGGGCCUUGAUCAAGGAGUAUGCCGAAAACCCUAGCCUUAGGAGCACGUAUGCUGCGCAAACCAUCGUCGACGAGGUUGUCAACGAGGACGAGCGAUUCAUUGAGAAAGAAGCGUUGCCUAUCGAGGAAGAAUUUCCUCGUGGCACUCGUGCUUUCUUCCUUGGCGAGUAUGCUUUUGGUCGGCCCCUAGAGGUUGCUGCCCAUACCGGCAACAAGGCUGAAAUUGUUGUCUCAAUGCUCAAGAACAAGGAGCCGGACUUCGCCAAGCAGAUCAUCUACCAGGCAGAACGCUCCAAUCCCUAUACUCCUUCUUUUGCUGUCGCCAAGCAGUUAGGCAUUCACCCUCUUGUACUAAGCAAGAUCACUUCCUCAUACCAGAUAAUCAAUUCUGCCGGGCUCAGACUGAACUUGGGUCUAAAUUUGAAGUUUGAAGGACGAAAGCUGAAGGUUCUGGGUUAUUCGAGGAAGUCUCAUACUGGUUGGGAAUUCAGCGGCAUGGCAAUCAAGUUGAUUGCUGACUACAUGGUCGCCUUCCCUGACUUCUUCGCGGCCAUUCAGAGGGAGCCGCAGAAGAGUGAGGUUCUCGAAACAGACCUGUGGAAGGACCCCAGUGUUGCUUCUCAACGGGUCAAGGAGAUUGUGGCCUGGCUCAAGAAACAGGAGACGAGCAAGUUCGAGCGUGUUCCUUUGGAGGCUGAGCAGCUUGACUCCGAGGUUGUCAAGGCCCUGGCUACUGUUGGUGAGCAAGUACAUGCUGCUUCUCAAGACGUUGACAUCAAGAAGCUACGUGGUGUUCCUCGUUCAGCGCUUCUCAAACCUUCGGAUGCAGAGAUGGUGCUCGGCAGCCAGAACUUCAACCUUGGGGAUCGAGUCACUUAUGUUUCUGCUGCUGGAAAGGUUCCCAUCGCGACUCGCGGAACCGUUGCUGGUAUUAGCCGCACAGCUACUGCGCUGCUUCUGGAUGUUGUCUGGGAUACAUCUUUCAUGAGCGGUACCACUCUAAAUGAGAGAGCGCCUAUGUUCCGUGGCCAGACCGUAGCAUCUUCUUCUGUUCUGAACACCUCAAACAAGCAAGUCAUCUCCACCACAAGCAAGGGGCAACAGCGACGUCCCGUCAUUGCGGCGCAGGGUGGGUAUGCGAAUGUUGGUGUUCCCCAGUACAAGGACGCGCCCGCUCCUGGUCCCCUUCGUGGUGGAUGGCGCGGAGCGCUAAACGGCAACAACUCAGGUGGACGUGGUCGAGGUAACGGCGCUCGCGGAGGUGCCCCUAACCUCGUUCACAGCACCUUGGUCUACCGAAACGGCCCCCCUGAAGGUGCUGAUGCUAACGGAAAUGGUGGACGUGGCAGAGGAGGCCGUGGUCGUGGACGUGGCAGUUACCACGGUUCCCAGGGCCCAGAUGGUGAGCAAGGAGCAGGCGCCCCACAGGAACAAAUGUACGGUAACGUUCCGCCACCCGCUAGCCUUGAUCAACCCAGGGGCAGAGGCCGAGGUCGUGGACGUGGUGGAAGAGGCCGUGGCGGCCCCAACCGCGGUCGAGGUAAUGGAGGAGCUGGUAAUGGAACUCAAGGCUAG
Messenger RNA from Fusarium sp. VM40, 4203 nucleotides. Lineage: Eukaryota; Fungi; Ascomycota; Sordariomycetes; Hypocreales; Nectriaceae. The record is from the annotation of a GenBank genome assembly.